Messenger RNA from Parnassius mnemosyne (clouded apollo), 942 nucleotides. The record is from the annotation of a GenBank genome assembly. NCBI's taxonomy places the organism in Eukaryota, Metazoa, Arthropoda, Insecta, Lepidoptera, Papilionidae.
UUGGCUCUAUGCGCGUGCGCACACGCGCAAUACGCAGAGGAACGUGCGCCGCGGUACAUCGCAACCGAGCCAAAAGUCGCAACCCCGCCUGUGGCUAUACUCAAGCAAAUUAAUAGGCACAACGAAGACGGCUCUUAUACCUACGGUUACGAAGCCGGCGAUGGAUCGUUUAAAAUUGAAACAAAGUCGCAAUCUGGAGAAGUAAAAGGGAAGUACGGAUACAAAGAUGACACCGGCAAGUUACGCGUUAUCGAAUACGGAGCUAACAAGUACGGCUUCCAGCCAGCCGGUGAGGGCAUCACUGUAGCACCUCCCACCUUAGUCGACGAAUCUACCGGGGAUGAGGGUCUUCGGCCUGGCAAGUCACAGCAGGGCGGCAGAUCGCAGUACAGAGAAUCCCAGUCCCAGCCUGACUACGAUUACGAGGAUUCCGCGCCAGCACCGAGGCCCGCCCCCCGUCCCGCGCCCGCAUACCGGCCGCAGCAGCAGCCCCAGCCUCAAUACAGGCCUGCUCCCCAGCCUCAACAACACCAGCCCCAGCCUCAGUACAGGCCUGCGCCCCAGCAUCAACACCAGCCUCAGCAACAGUAUCGACCAGCACCUCAGUCUGCUCCCACUCCGCCUAAGCCCCAGUUCUUCCCUGGAGCCGCACCCGCUCCACCAGAACGGGAUAGCUUUUUCAAUCCGGAGCCCCAACAGAGGCAACAGUACAAGCCCAAACAGGAGUUCCGUCCGGCUCCACAACCACAACAGUUUGCUCAAAGACCCCAGCAGUUCAACAACCCUCAGUUCGACCAAUCACCAGCCCGAUUCCCACCAACGAACCAAAUCCAGCAACAAAAAAGCCCACCCUACUCCAUGUUGGACCAACUCUUGAAAGAAUACGCUUUGCCCCAAGGAGGAUCUCCUGCCCUCCAUGACAUUACGUUCGGGUCAUAUUAG